Molecule: messenger RNA, 1149 nt
Organism: Penicillium olsonii
Lineage: Eukaryota; Fungi; Ascomycota; Eurotiomycetes; Eurotiales; Aspergillaceae
Source: the annotation of a GenBank genome assembly
AUGUCGAUAGAUCCCAUCAUCACCUUCAAAGCGGGUAUCUGUGACCUCGAUACCUCUACUUCCUCCGUGAAACCCAAGCCCGAACCCGGCUAUGUCUACCUCUAUUCCGAAGAUGAUCUCGUCCACUUUUGCUGGCGCUCGCGCGGCACCUCUUUCGAGGAUGCCGAGCUCGACUUAGUGAUGAUUCCUUCUGAUGGAAGCUUUACUCCUUACAAGCCUGGUGGCAAGAACGCCACGAAUGGCCGUGUCUUUGUCUUGAAGUUCUCAUCUAGCUCCCAACGAUACCUCUUCUGGAUGCAAUCUCACACCCAACACGAGAACGGCGAUCUCAGCUGGUUCAGCCCCCGCGACUUGAAGCUCGGAGAAAUCGUGGAUGUCUUGUUGCAGGGCGAGGAAGUCGAUGUUGAGCACGAGAUUGCCAACUUGCCCCGUCGGUCAUCCGGCGGCGAUGACGACGAGACCAUGGAAGACGUGGAAGGCACAGGCCACGACGCAACCCGUCACCACAGUACCGGCAGCGGUGGUGCUGGCCCGGACGCUACAGGUGGUGAUGUCCGCGAGGAAGGACAGGAAUCCCGAGAGGGCGGUGCCGACGGUGGACGAGCAGCCAAUUCGGGCGAAGACCCCGCGUCGGUUGUCCAGGACUUUUUGAAGUCCCUGGGUGGCGGCCAACGCCAGAGCCAAUCCCAAGAUCCUGAACGACCAUCUACGACACUCCAAGACCUACUUACCCCUGCGACCACAUUGCAAUUUAUUGAUUCUGCGGAUUCCCCCACAGCCGAUCAUCUUUUGAGCUUCCUCCCACCCGCGCUGCUACUGCUGGCCCAGGGCAAUGCCGAGGCCUCCGAAGCUGACACAGACCCCGAACUUGCCGAAGCUGCGCUCCUCUCCCUCGACCUAUCACAGAAAAAGGAUAUUCUCCGAAAAGUGCUGCGUUCCCCCCAGUUCAUGCAAAGCUUGGCUAGUCUCACAGUGGCUCUCCGGGACGGCGGGCUUCCCAGUAUUAGUGAAGCCUUGCAGAUUCCGGUCGCUAAUGGUGGAUUUAUGCGGAGAGGUGGAGUCCCCCUUGGUGGUGGCGAUGCGGUAGAUGCGUUCCUGGAUGGUGUUCGGCAGCAUGUUACGGACAAUGAUACUCAGAUGGACAACUAG